Paramuricea clavata is the source of this 17842-nucleotide messenger RNA. The record is from the annotation of a GenBank genome assembly. Lineage: Eukaryota; Metazoa; Cnidaria; Anthozoa; Malacalcyonacea; Plexauridae.
UGCUUUUGUCUCGGUCGAUUGUUCAUUCAAUUUCAAGAUGGCGGUAAGCUGGCUGCUAAGAGUUCUUCUACUCGUUUGUAGUUUCUUUGAGUAUUUAGCCGACGACAGUCAACGUGUGAACCGUUUUGAAUAUAAAUUCAGUUUCAAGGGCCCGCAUCUUGUAAAUAAGAAGGGGCAAGUGCCAUUUUGGACGGUUGGAGGCAGUGAGUACAGUACCACAGUUCAAAUUGUUAUUGUUUUAGCAUAUGUUUACGUAGCCUUGUCUUUUGUACACGUUGUGUUUCCUUUUAAUAGAAAGCCAUUUUUUUACAUUAUAGGUGCCAUUCCCAGUGAUGAUCAAGUCAGAAUAACGCCUUCUUUGCGAGACAAAAGAGGUUUACACAUAAACUCGAUAUGUUUUAUCUGAUUGUAUAUUUGUAAUGUCACUUUGUUAUGUACUAUAUUUGCUGCUAAUUUGGGCAAAACGGUCGGAUUAAUGUUUUCAGUUAAAUACAAUAUCGGAUUACAUAUGUAUGUUCAAGUUCUCAGGACUAAGCUUUAAUACUUUAGAAGCUUUUAUCAAAAAAGGUUGCUGAAAGUUUUGAAAGAUUGUUUGUAUUGCUAUUAAAACCUGGUACUUUAGUAAUUGAAUAUUAAUUUAUCGCCACAUUUUAUAUAAAUUAUUCAGCCAGGCUGUUGCUAAGUUUCAUAAAAGUGUAGUGAAAGUAUUUUCAUAUUUAAUGUAUUUUUUCUGUUAUAAUUAUUAACAAUAGGUACAAGAAUUUUGUAUAAAUUAUGCAGUGCAUAUAUCAGUAGUGUGCAACAGUCUCAAGGGGCUGUUAAGGGGGUUGAUGUUAAGAUUUCAAAAAUUAGUGAUGAUAGGUCUAUUUCUAUACAAAUAUGGGGAGUCCAAUGGCAAAUCAUCUAGUAUUGCAGUGGGCUGUCUUUGCCAUGUAUUGAGUGAAAUUUCAAUUGAAAACAGGGGUAUACAAAUCCGCCGAUCCGCCUAACUUUGAAGCAAAAUCCGUGAUCCGACAAUGAUCUUGUCUAAAUUUGAAUCUGCUAAAAGCUCCGAGCCAAAAUAUUAGAUUAAUCUACAAUCCGCUGUAUUAAUAAGAUCCUCAAAUCUGUGUGUAAAAUAUUCGCCAGAUCCGAAAUCCGAACAAUUAUUUCUGUGAAAUUGGACGAUCCGAAAACCUAUUAACCCCCCCCCCCACAAGACACAAGCAGAUAUAAAAUUAAUGUAUACAACAACAUACAGAUCUGACAAAUAUUUAAGUGCAAGAUCAAUAAACCACAGUGUGGAUUUUGGAUGCAAUAUUUUAAUCUAUCUGAACUAUUUUUUGACUUCCCAUUUCGUAUUUUCAUUCUGUAGGAUACAUGUGGUCUAAGAAUCAAUAUUCAUCAGAUUCAUUUGAAAUUGAAGUCACUUUGAAGGUUACUGGCCAAGGACGUGUUGGUGCUGAUGGGAUGGUGAGUUUGAGAUGUUACUGUAAUGCAUAAUAGAUAUGUAUAAGUUAAAUUUAUAAGUUACUUUCUGGAAUUGCCAGUGAAAUAUGGAAAUUUUCACUGCACACAUGUAGUUAUCUAUUCUUUGUAACAUUUCCAUUGAAACCCGAACUUUCCUGGCAAAUAUGAUUUGGCUUUUUGCAUAAAUAUGCAAGAGUUUUCAUGUUUAUAAGUUGGAAAAAAUAGGUACAUUUUAGAGUACAUGGACACAGAAUAGGAACCUUACAGAAGGUCGACUUCUUGGUUUUGCCUAUGAUUUUGGUGUAACUAUUGGCUGUUGCAGUGCUAUCACCAUGUUUCUAGCCAGUGCACUUAUGAGAGGCAUUUUCCCCCUGGAAAUAUUCAGAAUGGCAGUUGUUCAGGGGGGGAGGUGAAUGGCUCUCGUAACCACACUGGCUAGGAACAUUGAUGACAUCAUUUUGACAAUGAAUCAUUGCGAAUCAUGGUGUGCCAGCGGUUAUGCUUGUUUGGCUGAGUUGGCUUUCUGUUUGUCUCUAUUCUGUGACAUAGGGAAAUUGCAGGACCAUCCAAUGUUGAACUAUAGAUGCAACUGGAUUGAGUAUAUGUUGUGUUUGAAAUGGGCCAUAACUGAUAACAUCUUCCACAUUAUGGAAGAAAUUUGUUGCUUGAUAAAGUUUUCUUGUCCCUGAAUCUGCUAAACCCGAUCUGCCCUGUUUUUCAGGCAAUUUGGUUCACAGAAACUCAAGGGGAAGAAGGUUCAGUAUUUGGCAGCAGCAGUCCUUGGAAAGGCUUGGGAAUCUUGUUAGAUUCAUUUGAUAAUGAUGGUCAAAAUAAUAAUCCAUUCAUAUCAAUCAUGACCAAUGAUGGUACUAUGUCAUAUGAUCAUCAUACGUAUGUAUUCAUCUGUCAGUCAUAUACAUUUUCAGAAUAGCACAAAAUAGAGUGGACAUAAUUUGAAGUGUGUGGCUAAUCAGCAGUUGUUGCCAAGGUUACUAAUUUUUCCCGUGGUUGCUGUGAGUGGUCGUAGGGCGUAAAAAAAAUACCUGUGGUUUCGGUUCCUGACCGACUCUAUUUUUUCUGCCGACCCUAUUAUUUUUUCAACACGAUUGACCAUGCAACCCUAUUUUCUCCAGGUGGUUGCGGGCUGCUCAUACAGCGUGCCAAAAUGGCAUCUGUUGUCACACUAAUUAUUUAACCAAAUUGCCUAAAUUCGUCCAUAUUGAUGUUGGGACUCUACUGCAAAUCGCCCAGCAAAAAACCGCCAAAACCAUGAAAAAAAUAUUAAAAAAAAAAUUUAUUUCCGACCUACCGACCCUAAUUUUUUCACAAUAUGAAACCGGAACCACAGGUAUUUUUUUUACGCCUAGUUACAAAUAUUGAGAUAUGCCUAGUUACAAACUUUGAUGUUUCGAGUGAAGACCCUUCGUCAGGAAAUUAGUAGCAAAUUUUGACUAUUUUGCAUCAGUGAUAUAUUGUGACUUUUAACUUAUUAUGUAGUAAUUGAUUUCAAUCUUGUUAGUAUGAUGCUAGACCAUAUUUGUAUAAUUUUUCUUUAGUGAUGGGGGCAACCAACAAGGUGGAUGUUUAAGAAAUUUCAGGAAUCGUCCUUAUCCCGUUAGAGUAAAAGCCCGUUAUUAUGAAAAUGUCCUCACAGUAAGUCUAACAUUUAGAAAAAUAUUAGAUACGGUAUAUUUUAUUUAUUUAAUACACACGAGCAAAGCUAGCAUUUUUGAUGAGCAAUAAUUACGUACACAUAGUACACUCCUUAGAAUUGUUCAAGUGAUCAUUCUAAGAUCAUGUGUGUGAAGGGUUAUUUGUAUCAGAGCCGAUUUUUGUCUUAUUGGUAGACAAUCAGAAUCGUUAGAAAUUAUUGGUAUUUCUGAUUGUGUAAAACUGAUCGUUGAUAAUUUGACACACUUUAAAAAUUACAUACAUUGUACAUUGAUACACAUUGCAGUUUAACAUAAUGUGUUAAAUUAAUGUGUGAAGCAUGCCAGUUUAUGAACAGUUUUAAUGAACUGUGGUUAAAGUAACAUGUUGCCACAGAGUAGAUAAGACAUACAGAGACGUAACUGACCGUUGUAAACACUGCUGAAGAUUACGUUAUCAUGUACCCACUUUUUUUCAGGCGACCGGGCGAAAAAUGAUCAACUGCGCGUGCUCAGCAAGUUUAAAGUGAGUCGUCAUCAGGUCGUCAUCCAAUCAGAUGCAUGCAUCUAGUAACUUGCCGAGCAUGCGCACAAAAAAAGUGGGUACACUAGUUACGUCUCUGUAUGUCUCUACUCUGUGAUGUUGCCUUAGAAAUUACAAAUGACGUCACACUCGGUCAACUGACAUUAUGACGUCAUUACAAAAUCCGUAUCUGGUGGAAUUGUUGCAUGAAUACGCGCAGUAAUAGACCUUUCCCCUUUUGAGUGAAAUUUUGAUCUAGACAAGUCUGGACAAAUAUUUCAUCACAGCUUGAAAGAGCAUCACAAAAUUAGUAAUAUUCCGAAGUUUCGUUGCGAAAUGUUGUAAUAAGUUCUUUGUAUGUUUGCAUGGUGAUAAAAUAUAAUAGGUUUUGUUUGUGGAAACACCACGUAAAUUUAUUACUGCAAAGCUUUCAAUCCGUAAGCCCGGAUCUUCAUCAGUGCUAAUAAUAUGUGACUUGUUUAAUUCACACGCUCUUUUUAUAUACAAAAGUGUCGUGAUCUGUUGGCUCGCGUCAUUUGAAAUGUUGUAAAAUGCGGAUAAUAUAGCCACAGAGUAGAUAAGACAUACAGAGACGUAACUGACCGUUGUAAACACUGCGGAAGAUUACGUUAUCAUGUACCCACGUUUUUUCAGGCGACCGAUCGAAAAAAUGAUCAACUGCGCGUGCUCGGCAAGUUUAAAGUGAGUCGUCAUCAGGUCGUCAUCCAAUCAGAUGCAUGCAUCUAGUACUUGCCGAGCAUGCGCACAAAAAAAUGGGUACACUAGUUACGUCUCUGUAUGUCUCUACUGUGUGAUAUAGCCUUGCGAAGUUUGCCGUUUUUCAGUCAUUUUGCAUUACAAAUGGAAAUUGAUAAUCAGAUGAUCAAACUGAUUACCAAUUUCCUGUGCGUAAUACAAAAUGACUGAAAAACGGCAAACUUCGCAGGGCUAUAUUAUCCUCAUUUUACAACAUUUUGCAACGACACUUCGGAAUAUUACUAAUUUUGUGAUGCUCUUUCAAGCUGUGAUGAAAUGUUUGUCCAGACUUGUCUACAGGCCUAGAAAAUAUAUUUCUCUUCCUGGCAGCAAAAUCCAAAAAUAAAAAUUUCCUGUGUAAGUCAAAUAUAAAACUUCCUGCAUAAUUAUGUAGAUUUCAGAGAACGUAUUGUGCCCCACAUUGUGAUGAACUAUCAACUUGAAAACAAUAUCACGUUGCAAAAUGCUUUUGAAAUUUUUAAACAAUAAGUAAAUUAUAUGGCAUUCCAGUGUAUAAGAUGACAAAAAUUUCCUGCAAGAUGUAAGAAAAUUUCCUGCAAAGAUAUUUUGGGAAACAUUUCCUGGCAGCGGUGCUGCUGGCGCUGCCGGACAUUUUUCCAGCCCUGUACUGUACUGUACUAUCCUGUCCUGCAGUGGCGAAGCUAGCCAUGGUAAUAAACUAUGGUAAUAAACUAUGCUAAUAAACUUGUACCAAAUUAGUGGAUUUCUAUAGGUUUGAAUAAUACAGUAAUUUAAAACUUUUGCAACUACAGCACAGCACAGCACAGUACAGUACAGUACAGUACAGUACAGUACAGUACAGUACAGUAUAGUAUAGUACAGUAUAGUAUAGUACAGUACAGUACAGUACAGUACAGUACAGUACAGUACAGUACAGUACAGUACAGUACAGUACAGUAUAGUAUAGUACAGUAUAGUAUAGUAUAGUACUGUGCUAUCUAAUUUAGUUGGUGAUGAUGUUGGAGCGGGUGAACUAAUCAUGAUUUUCGCUUACUAGUGGGAUGCAUUAAACAGCAGUAAACCUGAUGAUAAUUAUCAAGAUCCUAAAGAUGUGAAUGCUAUUAAAGAAGCUAAAGACAAUAUUGGAGAUUAUAAGUUAAAAACUGCAGGUGAUUAUGUUGUGCCUGAAGAUCAACGUGUUAAUGCUGAAAUCAAACUUAUGCAGUUGCUACAGUUAUUGGAUCAGGUAAAAAUUAUAUAGAAUUAUGUAUUAAACAUAUAAUUAUAAAUUAUAUAAGUUACAUUUUUUAUACAGAAGUUCGAGGACGUUGGGCUGAGGCUCAAGAUUCGUUCACACGGGACUGAUCAAUUCAUUCUGCCCUGUUAUCGUCCCAGCAAACGUUCUGUCCCUUCUCUCAUAUAGACAGGUCGGCCCUAACACGAUUUCACCUUUUGAGUUCAAACGGGACACAUAGACUAGUACCGAUUAAAUCCAGACAGUUGCAGUGUAAGAAAAUGGAAUUUGCGUGCUACGUUUCCCAAUUCGUCCACUCUCGUAUAUGAACGCAGUUCAGUUAGUACAGUUGAUGCUAGAGAGCCUCGUUUUCGGGAUAGAGCCCUUUAUCUUGUUACUGCUGACCUAAAAUAUAAAGGUCUUUUGUAUUAUUGUCUAUUAAUAUAACUUCAUGAAGUCGUAAAUGUAUCCAUCUGUAAUAAAAUAAAGGACUCUAAACCCAAUAUCUCAAAUCACGAAAACGAGGCGCCAUAGCCAAGGCUAACGCCUGUAUUCUAAAAGCUCACUCAUACUUACACUCAAAGAGUGGAUGUUCAAUCUGAGCUUCCUUUGACUGUCAGUGCUGUUUUUGAAUGGAGGGUGAGCUGUCACAUGGUAAGGUACGACACUAACCCUCCAGCUAGUCAAAAAUAGCACAGACACUCAAGGGAAGCUCAGAUUGAACCUCCACUCUUUGAGUGUGAGUGAGCUUUUAGAAUACAGGCGUAAUUACUUUCUGGAAGGGUGUAAUUAAAGCAUCAUCUCGAGUUAUUCACAAAAAAAUUACCUGGUUAUUUUUAGAUUCAUUACUACAAGAGAAAUUUCAACAAAAGACUUCUUGCUCUCAGAGAUAGAAAGUUAAGAAUCAUUGAGGAGGUGAGCUUUAUUUUCGAUGUAAAAAAUACUGCAAAAGAAAACAAUAACAUUAUUUAUAUUAGAGGUGAUUAAAUUGGAAGUUGGAACGCUGCAAAAAAAUUCAUACUAAAACUGAAAUUAUGUACAAACACGUAUUCACAAGGAAUCCGGAUUACCCAGAAACAAUUUGCAGCCUUUGCCCUCAGUACAGUAUAUGGUUCACUGCUGUUUGUUUAAUAUUGCUUUGUACCUAAUUAUUUUAAUGAUCUGUCUUCAUUGCAUUGAGAAGUCUCUAACAAGAGAAAAAAACCUCUGGAACCAAGGUACCUUAGGGUUUGCAAAAGUUUCCCAAAAUUUAUGGAUAUUGGCCACCUACAUUAUCCUGUAAAUUUUAGAUGAGAAAAGCAAUAUUCUGUGUGUUUGUUUUAUUGUUGGCAAGCCAUGUAGAAUGUUUGUUGAAGGGGUUUGUAGAUGGCAAUUUCGAGUGUACAUUUUAUACAUUUAUUGCACCUAACCAGGAGCCGUUGUAAAAAUGCAACUAAAGAUGACAUGUAGAACUUUGGAUUUUUCGAUUUUGGAAAGUACGCCAUGUCAGUUCCUGUUUCUCUCCCACAGGAAAAUGACAUACGUGGCUGCUAUGACCAGGCCGUAGUGACAAAGAGAUAAACCAUUCUUCUUUUUGAGGGCGUGGUUUAAAGUAUGUUAGGUGCAAGUAAUUUAAUGCCCUGCAACUUUCUUUUCAAAGGUCAAAGAGUGCGUCAAUCAUCUAAAAUAUAUUCAGUCUAAAUUGGAUGUGUCGCUUCACAAACCACUGCCCAUUGUUCCUGAACUGAAGCCAGAAGAAGUUCCAGAAAGGUAUCACUUACUCUAUAACGUGUAUUCAUAUAUAGUAUUAUUCAGAAAAUACUGCAUUUCGCAGUCUAAUUCUGUUAUGAACGCAAUUGGAACACAAUUUGGAAUUGAAAAAAUAGAGGAUGCGCAGCCAGGUUGAAACAUUAUUUAUUGAACGUUCUCUGACUUUACUAUAUUAAGUCAGAGGACGUUCAAUAAAUAACAAUUUGGAUUGUUCGGAACAAGGAACGCAACCACGAACGUGGUCCCAGGGGUUGAAAUUUACAUUUGCUUCUAUACUAUACUAUACAACCGAAAUUCACUCUUCUUUUGUGUCUCUGAGAGUCUGUUUACAGGCUAGUGUCUCUGAAUUGUCAAAUUUUCUUCGCUUAUUUUAAUAUUUAGUUUAUAGAUAUGAAGCUUACAGUAUGUAUUAUAACAAUAUACAUUAUGUUCAAAGGAAAAUGGAGUACACAAAAGAAACGCUGUACGCUUUCAAGAAAAAACAAGAUAACAAGACUGACAAACGUCCUGAUGAUGGUGGUGGUGGUGGUUUCGGCGGUUUUGGUGUCUCUGAGGUUUGUUUUAUGAUUCAUAACAACUGUUGCCAAGUAUGACACUUUAGUUAAGAAGAGUGUAUCACAUCUGAGUCCACAAGAAGCAGUUUAUUAAAUGUGAUUUGGUUGCUGUUUUUCUUUCUGUUUUUCUUUGUGAAUUAUUAAUGAGUUAGCCGAGUUACUAUGCGUUGUAGUGUGUUAAAGUUGCUAUAAUAGGCCUAAACGACUUCAAAUGUAAGAUAUAACUUCUCAAACGAACAUUACAAGAAGUAUUUAAAGAGAAAUUAAACGCAUACAUCAUACAAUCAUCAAUAACAGUGGUCGAUAAUAUAUUGUUGGGAUCAAGAUUUCACGGUGCUGAUUUUCUUGUGAUGUUUUUCGUGACGUUGAAAAAUGAAAUGACACAUAAAACAUUAAAGCCCGGAUGAAACGAGAAUGAGGGUGCAUGAGAGUUGGCAGUCACGAGAUCUUGGUUAGCUGUUCUUAAUACUUUCCCAACAUUAUAUGUAUUCUAUUGAAGUUAAAACAUAGUUGGAAUACUCAUCAAACCUUUAUUUUGUUAAUCUAGAGCUUCAAAUGUCCCGUGCGUGCCUGCCAACUCUCACUUGCAACUCUCGUUUGAGCGAGGCUUAAUGCAUGUUACCUGAUUUACUUUUUCUUGCAGUCAAAGCCACCACAAUCCACAGCAGGCGGCCGUGAUCGUACAUUUUCCAAUGUAUCUGUACUAUCUGGUGGUCGACCCAGGUCAAGUCAAAGUACUAAGACAGAUCCGCAUCUUUCAGAUACAAUAUCUGAAACUGUCGAGGAAUCACUUUCUUCUCUUCAAUUACAGUUACAACAACAGGAGCAAAUUAGGUAAGUUGCUUUCUUUCAUCCCUAAACAGUUUAAUUAAUACCGUGAAUAGGUUGUCCAUCCAUUCGUCGACAUCGUAUGGAAUGCAUACGGUAAAUGACCUUCAGCAAGUAUUUCUAUACAUACAAUAUUAUAUUAAUAAUAACGUUAAGAAUUCAAGUGCUUUCAUUGGUCGAGAGCCAUAUGGUCUAUUAGAAGACAGAUGCAUUGUGAAUUUCCAAUUUUUCAAAUUUCCAAAUGUUUGGGUCGAUAAAAAGUAAGCUAGUAUUUACCUGUUUAGAUUUUUCUUUUUAUUAUAUAGAACAAAUAGAUGAGAUUUUGCCGUUGUCUGUUCAGUUAUAGAUACACAAUAUGACGUCAUAAUGUUGAAAGAACAAAAAAGUGACCCACUCGCCUCGGCGGCUCGUGAGCCACUUUUUUGUUCUUCCCACAGUAUGACGUCAUAUUGUGUAUCUAUAACUGAGCAGGCAACGGCAAAAUCUUAUCUAUUUGUUAAUUAAUACAUGGAGUAGACUGACGCGAAUAUAGGCUGAUUUCACGAUGCACUAUUAUCGUGCAGCAGAUUGUAGAUAAUAGAGAGGGUCAGAUUUGACUUCCACCAUCACUGUUUGGUUAAUUGGAUCUAUCAAGAGCAUCUGAUUGGUUAAUUUGACCUAUCGAACGCAUCUAAUUGGUUAAUGGUCAAACCCUAACCUCCCUAAUAUCGGAGUGACGACCACCUGUUUGUCCAAAACGCUUACUGACCAACUGUUGGUCCAAAACGUUUCUGAAACGAUUUCUUUUUGGUAUUUAAAGAUAUUUUAACACGGUAGUCUAUCAACCUUUAGAAAAAUAAGUACUAUAUUUAAAAAAUAUUAAAAAGAAAAUGGGUAUUUUUUAUAGUGUCGUGCAUAUAUAGACGAAAUACCUAGGCAAUAAUCCUAUAUACGCUAAUACAUAUAGGGCCUACCCAUAUAAACAUUGACACACUUGCAUCAUGUAGUAAACAAAACAAAGAAUAAUGCUAUAGUUGGGAUGGUUUAAUUCAUUGUUUCAAUUCUAGCAUUUUUAUCUUAUUCAUUCCAGAAUUUACCUGCUCUAUAUAGCUAAAACGUCUCGUCAUAGCAUUAAUUUUAGGUAUUGAAAGCAUCAGCAUCAGGUCGCGUAAAUCAUAUUAAACUCUGUUAUUUAAACAUUUCAUUUUAUGUUUUCUGGGCGUAGCUUUUGAAGAGUUUUUGUAAGUUUGAGAAAUUCAGCGCUCUUCAAUUUUUUUGUCAGCCCAAUCUAUACGGAGGAGGAUUUCUUUGGAACGUAUGUCAGUCUAGUCUUGUUCCAAGCCAGCCUCUACUAAGCUUAUUUGAGAAAUAAAAUCACAGUUUGCGUUUCGCGACAACACUGUGAGUAAAUGUGGCUAUUAAAUAAACAGGGCGCGGAAUUUGGGCUAUUUCUAUUAGACUUUCAGAAGUCUAUCGCUUUGAUCAUAAUUAACUAUGCUUUGGUUGGCAUGUUUCCUAUCAGGUUCCCUCUGAUUGGUUGGAAGCGAGUACAUAUUAUAUAUAGAUCAGCGUUACCGACCCGUAGUUGGAAUCCCUUCCUAAUAUCUCAACAACACAUAAAAUUUUACAUUUGCAACACAUAUAAUUUUAUAUUUUGUCAUAACAUAAACUAUUUUACGUUUUAUUAUUUCAUAUUAUAUCUCAUGCAGGAUGAAAUACGAACAAGAUCGUCUUCUGAAGAGAGUUCAGUUUCUUCUUACAAAUUUUGACGGUGAAGUGAAAACUUUACGUCAUGAAAAAUCUCAGUAUGAAGUCACAUUAAAGAACGCUGAACUCAGGUUUGGUCAAUGUGUUUUAUUUUACUUAUGUAGAGUUUAGUUACUGCCCCUAUUGGUUUAGUUAAGUCAGGUGAAUCAUCUUUUAUUUAAAGCUGAUAAUGUGGAUAAAAUAAAAAAAUGAAGCAAAACAAUUCUGUUACAAUCUGCUGAUCUUAGGUACAGACAAAGAAAAGCGAUAUGUUUAUUUAGGCUAUUAGAGCCAGUGAGAUGUCCAUUAGAGCCAGUGAGAUUGCCCUAAAAAAGUACCAUAAAUACAAAUGGUCAGGGGCACUAUACGUUUUCAGGGUACCUUUCCCAUUAGAAUAGAAAAGGGCACUUUUUCCUGUGUUGUCUUGAGAAAAUGGCACUCUGAAUGGAUCUUAGGGGCCCCACCACUCUGCCACCAGGUUCCUUAACCACUUGAGGCAGCUUUUUGUAUUGAUUCACAGUUAUGGCUGAGGCUUUUUAUAAAUUAAACGGAAUAUUCUAUUAUUAUUUUAGACAUGUAACUUUAUUUGAAGAAUUAAUGUUGCUUAAAGAAUUUGAGAAGAGAGAAUAUACCUUUGCAACUCGAGUCUUAACCAAGGAAGAUGAACAAGAAGAAAUGGAGGACAAGGUGAUACUUCAUGUUAUCAUUUUAUUGUUGCCGUAAAUUUUGUCUGUCGACUGGUCAUGGGUUAGAUAAAUGAAACUUAAUGAAACUUGUUGUGGAGUCGAAUCACUCUAUCUAAAAUGUUUAGUUUUGAAUGUUCGAACUGAGGCUCGAACCCAAAGUGUAUCAAUUAGACCAGAGGUAUAUCAUUCCGGUGGAAAACAACGGCGAAAUAUCUAGCAAAUUUAGGGGUGUGGCAGUAAGGGGAAAACUCUUUCCCUCAUGAUCCUCUGUUACCGCCAUCAUUUCUCUGUAAGUAUUGCGUAAUUCUGCCUUUGUCUGCCGAGUUGCCUGCAGAGGAGGCUAGGUUUUCUUCGGAUAUUCCGGAGUAUACUUAGAUAUGGACCUUACUGGACCUCUAGGGAGAGAAGUUUCGAACUUCAGUCUAAAUAAAUGUUUUUUGUUUCUCGACUUUAUCUUCCAAUCAAUAACCACAGGUUGACGAUUGUCAAAUGAAGUUGGAGAUUAAGAAAGAAGAAAUAGAAAAACUACAGGAACAAGAGAAAUCUCUCCUCUCCGCAUUCUCCUCCAUGAUCGGAGAGAACAAUAAAUUUGAAGGAUUUUUGACACGAGUAUUUAAGAAGAAAAUCAAGCGAGCUAAGAAGAAAGAUGAGUCACGUGACGGGUCUGAUGAUGACAGUGAUGAUGAUGAUAGUGACGAAGAGUUUUCAUCAAGUGAAGAGAGCAAUUCUGAUGAAGAGACGCUGGAUGAUAGUAUUUGUCCUCCAGGAUGUGAUCAGGUAAGCACUAGUGGGAUAUGUAAUUACCGCGAGUUAAUACGAAAGCUGGAGAGUACUCUGCUUGAAAACUCGUGAAAGUAAAGUUGCGCUUGUUCCUCUUCUGUGUUUCGAGAGUUUUCACCCUAAACUAACUCUUUCACCUUAGCUGUGCUCUGUGAUUAGGCACUGCUCGAUUGCGUGGCCUCGAAUUUUCAGUUGGCAGGACAAAUAAGUAGCACCCCCUGGCCCCUACCUUCACUUCAGGUAGACGAUAAUUUCUACCACGUUCCUUUUUUAUAGUUUGCUUUUCGGCUAAAUUACAGUUUCUACAAGUGAAACAAACAAAUUCACACAUAAAAAUAUAGAAUUAUUAACGCUCUAACUGAUAUAGCGACUUGUAUACUGGAAAGUGCUGAUGAGACUAACAUCACUUACUCCUACUGUAGGGCACGGCUUGGAUAAUCAGAUUUACACAUUACAGAUUCACUGCCUGUGUUUUAACAGCUUGAAAACAUAACAUUCGAAUUUCGUACAGCAAGCCAUGUUAUCAAGAUGUUUAUGAUAUCUUUCUAGACAUUAUUUGAUCAAGUAUGUCAGCUGCGAGAAAGUCGUUUGGACAUUGAAGAAAGUCUGGCUGAAGAAAAGAAAGCGUUGGAGGCAUUGAAGAAAGAGCAUGAAGCACUAAAUAAGAAAUGUAAAGUUAUCGAGUCCGCUCUGAUUGCUGCAACAUCAGAAUUGGAAGCUUUUCAGGUAAAUAUUUUAAGAGUGGAGAGUUUUGAAAAUGAUAACAUUACCAGCUUAAGUCUUGACGGACUCGGUCGCUCUGGUUCUCUGACGACACUCAAUCGUGGGCAUCUUCUCUUUGGUUUAGUACCCUCAGAUCACAAUAUCCGUCCACCAUGUCUAUGUCUUUGAUUUAGUACCCUCAGAUCUUGUUCACAAUAUCCGUCCACCAUGUCUAUGUCUUUGAUUUAGUACCCUCAGAUCUUGUUCACAAUAUCCGUCCACCAUGUCUAUGUCUCCCAACUGUUCGUCCUCAUUAUAUUGGGUGUCACCGUGCAAAUUUAAAAAUAAUCGUGAUAACUCCUUGCAAACCGCGCAGACAAUAACAAUAGAAAGGGACUGAAACUUACGUUCAAUAGCUCCAUCUUUGGCUUCAUUUUUUUUUGACUCAAGUUCUCACUCCAGGUACAUAUGGAGCUCACUGUUUAAUCCUCUGUCUCCAAUCAUUCAUGGGGAUCUUGGACGUGUCCAUUUUAACUUGACUGGAUCUUCUUUCUUUAUCACAUACGAACCCAUCGCUUUCUUGCUUUUCUUAUCAUCGGCGUACUUGAGAUUAAAAGUGGUCAUUUGAUAAAUGUUUGGACUGUGAGAAAGGUCAUUUCAGAAUUCUAAGGGCUUAAAUAUUAGUGGAGGAGUUUUUUUAGUUAAGUGUAUAUAUAGUCAACUUCUCUUUGCUUUUUUUUCUUAUAAUACAUCUUUCGGCAUUUUCGUUGUUCGAGUUGUUGAACCUAUGAGUUUUGGAAAUUUAUGGAAAGUUUGAGUUUGAGAAGCAACUGUAUGUACUAUUUACAACAUGAGCGGCCGUGUUGUCUCGGAUAUACAAACUCGAGCCGAAGGCUUGUGAAACGUCUUGAUGAGAACAUUCGUAUUCUUCAACAUAACUGAAUUAUAUUUGGUGAGAAAAUUGAACCUAAAGUUUAUGUAAAUCAGCAUGAUUUUGUGUCAGAUCUCCAAACUCCUUCACGGUCAUGAUUUCUUUUGAUAAUGAGUUUCACAAAUACUUUUACUAUAAUAUCAAAUAAUGUAUCAUACCACGUCUGAAAGAAGUAUACGAGGUCCUUAUAUCAGGUGAUAUUGAAAAAGAUUAAGGUUAAAAAUGCAAGAAUGGGAGGAUGAAAUUAUAUUUUUCUUUCAACUAGCGUGAAAAGCAGCAGAAAUUAAACGAGUUAGAUGUAGUAGUGACAAUAAAACUUCAUCAAAUACAAUAUAUCAUCAACAACCUGAUGCCGCUCGAUCUCUCCACAUGUCUCGUGUUCGUUAGUUCUGAUCAACAACGUCUUCAGAAGAGAAUAAAAGAACUCGAGCAGGAGAAGGCUGAACAGAAAAGACUUUUUAGGUAAUGAAAAUAUAUGCAUGGACAUAAAUGCUAUAGAAUUAUAGAAAAUAUGUUGGUGAAAGGCAGAUUUGCUUUAUAGAAAAUAUGUUGGUGAAAAGCAGAUUGGUUAAAGUGUUUAUGGAUAGAAAUUUGAUUGCAUCUCUAUAGGCUGGUUUACAUUCUAAAAGUUUCUGUGAUCACAGUAGGAAUUUUGCAUACCUCGGCAGGUAAAUUCUAAGUUUUGAAGGAUUUGUACGAAAUGUUUGAGGCAACUGACUUAAGACGAAGUCAGUUCCCUCAAAAACAUUUCUAACAAAUUCUAUGCAAAAUUUACCUAUGCAAAAUUCCUACUGUGAACACAGACUUUGAUAGUGUACACCUACCUUAUGUUUAUAAUUUUAUUAUUUAUUCUUGGUAUUCAGAGAAAAUCGUCAGAUGCACGUGCAAUUAAAACGUGACAAGAAAGGAAGGGAAGCUGAGGUAAUUAAAUUAUUUAUUUUCUCAAAACAAGAACAAACAACGUGUGGAAGCAUAUACACCGGGAGACUAUGAAAACCAUGUUCAGUAACUUGCGCUCAUAUAAUGGUUGUGAACGGCGCUCAUAGCAAGGUGCUUAUUGUGUGCUGAUCGACGUGUGACUGUCUCCUCUACAUGCCCUCCUGAUCCAUCACUACACAAAAAUUCUGCUAGGCCAGCGGAAUCUUGCAAAAAGUCAUUAUUGGCAAUUAAGUACGCAAUAUAAAUUUGCAUAAUUAACUUGCGAUUUCAGCCAAUUAGAAUACAGCUUCCAACCAAAAUCAUAUCUUGGCACAAAUGCCUGAAAAUAUAGGAGCUGAAUGUAUUUAAAUUUUCAUAUGACAUUUGAUAUUUUUUCGAUAUCUGUAUCUUCGUCAAAACGUAACUACAAAACUUUCAGCUCAGUUGUAUUCGCUUUUCCCGAUGGUAACAAUGGUGAGUUCGUUACCAAUGCUUUGCAUUGAUCAGCGCGCCAAUAGUCGUCUCACUGCCCAUUAUAUAAGCAACCUGGGUGCAACUUUUAAUCCUAGUAGUGGUUUUGGGAUUUUCACUUCUAAACCAAAUUUUGUUCAAGUGAUUCGUCUGCUCGUAACUUCCCCUGAUUCUUUAGGGAUUUCUGUAUGUAUAGUGUUGAGAGAAUCGGAGUCGACGAACAGUUAAAUCUGAGAAAAGCUUAUACUGAUAAACAAUCAAUUUUGGAAAGUCGAUAUUCGGCAGACAGCGCAGUCUGCAUGACUUUCAUACAACGGGCCAAUCCAAUCGUUCGGCGUUUUGAUAAUGUUCACAAAAACAACAUUUUCUUUCAGAUAAGUGAACUUGAAGAGAAAGUAAAGAAUAUGCAAAUGUUGAAGUUUGGUAGAUUGGUGGAUUUGGAAAGAUUGGAAAAUGUCACUGUUAACAGAACUGCUGAGGAACUUAAAGAACGAUUACGUCAGCAAGAAUUACAGAAUGCCAAUGAACUUGCCAAGUGGGAGGUAAAAUAUCAAUAAAAAAUUACUGUGGUCUGUGGUUAUUAUGGAUUGAAAGCUAUGCAAAAUGCAAAUUAUAAAAUCUGGUGUUUUCCACAAGAACAACAUAAUUAAAAAGUUUUUUUGCCUUUUAACGUUUGCGCAUUCUUUCUUGAAAACAUCAUAAUCUUUAGGAAAGACACGCAGUAUAGUUUCAUUGUCAUAUAACUGUUUUCUGGACUUUCAGCAGACCGUCCUGAUUUACUCAACACCUGUUCUCUGAUGUUAUACAUCCUCAAAUGGAAAGAAACAGUUAAACUGAUGUGGCCAGAUUUAUACUAGAGACGUUUGGUCACUCUGGACGAACUUGGGCAAAGGAAGAAUAGUUCGUCUGUUCUGCAAUUCGUCAUCAAUCACGCCAUCCUGGCUAGUACAACCGGCACUUACCAAAACCUGAUAAAAACUUCCGGUUGUACUAGCCAGGAUGGCGUGAGCGAGUUAAAAUUUUCGUGGACGUAAAACAAUAAAGGAACCGACUCAAGUUACACUUCUGCUGUACCUUCUUUUUCUGUGCCACUAUUCCUGUUCAUCAGUUUAUGGCGAAAUUUGAAAUGUGAUAUCUUUACACGGAUUUAUUCGAGUACAUACGCCAGGAUAAGAAUCGUAUACGUCUAGUAUUGUAUAGAUGGGCCUUAAACGCGGACAGACAGACGAAUCAUUCGUCAAGACGAACUACAGUAUCUACGUCGUGCUUGCCUUAGUAGUUUAUCUGACGGAUGAUCUGUUUGUCGCGUUCAUACGCAAACGAAUGAUCUUUUCCCAAGUUUGUCCAGACUGAUCAUCCUUCUUGACCGUCGCCAUUACUGCAUGUCUUAAAAAUACGUUGUCUUAAAAAGUAGAUCUUAUAAAUCUGCAGUAUCGUAUGUGAAAAACUGGCACCUGCAACAUUUUUAUAUGCUUUUAGAAAAAGAUCCAAGUAUACAAACAGAAGCUUACUCAGCGAACGCGUGAGAACACUGGCAGAUUGAAUACUUCCACGUUGUUUUAUCAAGAAAGAGAAGAACUGGAGCAGAAACUGGAUGCCAAACAAAAAUCUUUGGUAUGUUCAACUCUUUGUGCGCACAAAAUAUCUUGGAAACAUGAAACAAUAUGUGAAAGUCCCCUUUUUAUUAUAGAAUAUUUUAAGGCCUGUUGAAACGAACCCAAGAAUGUUGGCCCAGCGUUAUACAGCAAUGUUCAAAUAUUUGAUGUAACUCCUCCCUACAGUAGCAUGAGGAUCAAAACAAAACAAAAAUUGACCUUUUUUUAAAUGCUAUUUCUGAAAGGUUUAUAACGGAAAAAAAAGCUUUUAAUUUAUCCUUCGUUUUGAGUGCCAAAUCAAUUGCGAGUCCGUACAGCAAUUUUACAUAUAAUACGAAUAUCCCUAGACCAAAAAAUUAGCGACGAAAAAAUGUUUUUUAAUUUUUUUAAAACAUACUACUAUCAACUGUAAAACAUUUGCUAAAUUAUACACAAACUUUUAAUAAACCUUUUAAAAAGUCGUUUACAAGAUUAAAGUGAUUAAACCGAAAAAAUAUCACAGUUUCAUAGCAAAACGCCUUGUUUGUUUUUAGCAAAAAAGUGCAAACCCAAACAAAAAAACACGUCCACCUGUUAAGCUGUUACAGCUCAUUGAUUGAGUAAACGGCAGGAUUCAAUUAGCUUCAACCUUAGAGGUUUUGUGCUUUCAUCGAUUUGAUCCUUCACAAUAUUCUUGGCUGUCCAUGGCACUCAAAUAAAUCGAAAAGUUGACAAAAUCAAAACAAUAAUAAUAUGCAGGUUUUAAACCUUCGCCAUGUUGCCAUGGUAACAGCGACAUUGUCAACACCGAGUUCUAAAUAUUCCACUGAUGUUAGAUAUUGCCUCCAAGUAGAAAAGAAUGCACGAUCUGCAUUAAUAUGCCUGUACUGCAGAGGUGUUGGGCAAAUAGGGACAACUGUAGGGAGCCACCUUAAGGCUAGUUUCCACUCAGGAAAAUUAUCCAUGGAUUGGAACGGACAAAAUUUUUCUUGGUGUUAAAGUUAUUAGUUCCAACCCAGAGCUCACACGACAAAGAAAAAUUUUCUUGUCCGUUCCAAUCCACGGAUAAUUUUCCUGAGUGGAAACUAGCCUUCAAUAAUAGGGCAAAGAAACGUAUGCCAACGAUCCGCCAUAUCUGACUCCCAUGAUAUUUCUAGGGUGCUGAAUACAGUGGUAACAGGAAAGCAGAUCUCAGAGAAAGACAUCGUCUUAUUCAACUUGUACAACUACAAGCACAGGAAAUUGAUGCUUUAAAAGAUGAAAUCACAGUUUUAUCACGUAAAGGUGGUCAUAUUUUACCACCAUCUCAACCGCCGCUACCAUCCGCUCAAACUGCUAUCCCAAAUAUGUAA